Ascochyta rabiei is the source of this 1122-nucleotide messenger RNA. Its product is annotated as mitochondrial 54S ribosomal protein rml2. Gene Ontology annotation, cellular component: ribosome; large ribosomal subunit. The record is from RefSeq and is a predicted model, not a curated record. Gene Ontology annotation, biological process: cytoplasmic translation. The coding region runs from base 1 to 1122 and encodes 373 amino acids. The transcript is spliced from 2 exons. NCBI's taxonomy places the organism in Eukaryota, Fungi, Ascomycota, Dothideomycetes, Pleosporales, Didymellaceae. Gene Ontology annotation, molecular function: structural constituent of ribosome; transferase activity; RNA binding.
AUGCUGCAGCCCCGGAUAUGUCGGUUCCAGCCCUCGCGCCUGGGGAGGUCGCUCUUGACGGCCCGCAGCUACUCGCAGGGCUUCGAGCAGCUCAUCAAGCCGGCGUCCUUUGCGCCCACGGCCUCUGCUGACGGCGGCGUGCUCACCGCCGAGGGCCCACGCAAGGAGAAAUUCACCCCCCUGCGCACGUACAAGCCACGCACACCCGGUCUACGUCACCUGAAGCGUGCAGUGAACGACCACCUGUGGAAGGGGCGGCCGUUUCUGAAGCUCACCAUCGCGCGCAAAGGACAGCAUCUGGGAGGAAGGAACAACACCGGACGUGUCACCGUGCGCCACCGGGGCGGAGGACACAAGCGCCGCAUACGCAUCGUCGACUACAAGCGCUACCUGCCCGGCAAGCACAUUGUGGACCGCAUCGAAUACGACCCCAACCGAAGCGCACAUCUGGCCCUCGUCACACGAGUCGAGACGGGAGAGAAGUCGUACAUUGUCGCCGCCGAUGGCAUGCGCGCAGGCGACGAGGUGGAGAGCUACAGGACCGGUAUCCCCAAGGACCUGAUUGCCAGCAUGGGUGGCGCCAUCGAUCCUGGUAUGCUUGCCGCAAAGACGGCAGCGCGAGGAAACUGCCUGCCCAUCCACAUGGUGCCGCUGGGUUCGCAGGUGUUUAACGUUGGCUCCAAGACACAGGGCGGAGGUGUCUUCUGUCGCAGCGCAGGCACGUACGCCAUCAUCGUGAACAAGGAGGAAGUGGAGAAGACCAAGGGAAUCGAGACCAAGAGCGUCAUUAUUCGCCUGCAGAGUGGUGAGAUCCGCAAGGUCUCCCCAGACGCAUGCUGCACAAUUGGCGUGGCCAGCAACAUCCAAAGACACUUUGAGCAGCUCGGUAAAGCUGGCCGUGCUCGAUGGCUGGGAAAGCGACCAGAGGUCCGUGGUCUCGCCAUGAACGCAGCUGAUCACCCUCACGGUGGUGGUCGAGGUAAAUCCAAGGGUAACGUCCACCCCGUCAGUCCAUGGGGAACACCAGCCAAGGGAGGUUACAAGACACGAUACAAGAGGAACAAGCACACAUUCCUGGUCCAGGACCGACCACGAAACCAGGGCAAGCGCAGGCCGAGAUAA